Messenger RNA from Cuculus canorus (common cuckoo), 1457 nucleotides. RefSeq names its product cytosolic iron-sulfur assembly component 1 (gene CIAO1). Lineage: Eukaryota; Metazoa; Chordata; Aves; Cuculiformes; Cuculidae. Gene Ontology annotation, cellular component: cytosolic [4Fe-4S] assembly targeting complex. Gene Ontology annotation, biological process: iron-sulfur cluster assembly. The transcript is spliced from 7 exons. The record is from RefSeq and is a predicted model, not a curated record. Gene Ontology annotation, molecular function: protein binding. The coding region runs from base 161 to 1180 and encodes 339 amino acids.
UUAAUACUUCCGGUAGCGGCUUCGGGCAACUUCGUGUAACUUCAGCAACUUCCGGUCGUGGCUUCGGGCCACUUCGUGCGGCUUCGGCAACUUCCGGUCGUGGCUUCGGGCCACUUCGGCAGUUUCCGUGGCGGGUUCGGCAGGUUCCGCCGCACGCGCAAUGAAGGAGGCGCUGCAGCUGCUGAGCCGCGUCCCGGGACACCCGGACUCGCGGUGCUGGUUCCUGGCAUGGAGCCCCGGCGGCGGGACACUCGCCUCCUGCGGGGGGGACCGCGCCGUGCGGCUCUGGGGCAGGGACGGGUCCGGCUGGUCGUGCCAGGCAGUGCUGGACGACGGGCACCAGCGCACGGUGCGCAGGGUGGCGUGGUCACCCUGCGGCUCCUACCUGGCCUCCGCCAGCUUUGAUGCCACCACCUGCAUCUGGAAGAGGCAGGAGGAUGGCUUUGAGUGUGUCACCACGCUGGAAGGGCACGAGAAUGAGGUGAAGUCGGUGGCCUGGGCUCCCUCUGGCAACCUGCUGGCCACCUGCAGCCGGGACAAGAGCGUCUGGGUCUGGGAAGUGGAUGAGGAGGAGGAGUAUGAGUGCGUCAGUGUCCUCAACUCCCACACGCAGGAUGUCAAGCAUGUGGUCUGGCACCCAAACCAGGAGCUCUUGGCCUCAGCCAGCUACGAUGACACGGUGAAGCUCUACCAUGAAGAGGAGGAUGACUGGGUGUGCUGUGCCACGCUUGAGGGCCAUGAGUCGACCGUAUGGAGCGUGGCCUUCAACUGUAACGGUGAGCGCUUGGCUUCCUGCAGCGAUGACAAGACUGUGCGCAUCUGGCGCCAGUACAAGCCAGGCAACGAGGAAGGGGUGGCCUGCAGCGGCACCGAUCCCACCUGGAAGUGUGUCUGCACCCUCUCCGGGUACCACACGCGGACAAUCUACGACGUGGCCUGGUGCCACCUCACCGGGGCACUGGCGACGGCCUGCGGCGAUGAUGCCAUCCGCAUCUUCGAGGAGGGCACGUCCUCGGACCUGCAGCAGCCCACCUUCAGCCUUGCCGCCCACGUGCCCCGGGCACACUCGCAGGACGUCAACUGCGUGGCCUGGAACCCCAAGGAGCCGGGCUUGUUGGCGUCCUGCAGUGACGACGGCGAGAUCGCCUUUUGGAAAUACCAGCGCCCCGAGGUGUGCUGAGAGGUUCAGUCCUUUUCCGUGUCCCCCUGCCAGCACCGGGACCCUUUGGCGCUGCCACUGGCACAAAGCCCCGUGCUGGUGCGGAGAGCAGGGCAGGGCCGGCGGUGCCCAACCUCCUGUGCCCCACAUGUUGGACUCCUGCGCACCCAGGACCACAAGGCUCCCUCUGGCUGGCCCAGGGAUGCACAUGGGAUCCAGCUGGUGGUGGGAGACUGGGCAGUCUUUGUUCCCCCUCCUCCUGCCCCUCGCUCAAGAAACCUGUGCUGUCUUCGACAAA